Parnassius mnemosyne (clouded apollo) is the source of this 4023-nucleotide messenger RNA. The record is from the annotation of a GenBank genome assembly. Lineage: Eukaryota; Metazoa; Arthropoda; Insecta; Lepidoptera; Papilionidae.
AUGAAAUCGAUGGGAUUAUUGUUGUGGUAUGCGGUGUGGUGUUGGAUGUGUUUGGAAGCGAGCGCGGCGUCGUUGACGAGUCGAGUGGCGGAGGCACCGCAGGAGUGCGAGUGGCAGCGCGUGUCGGGUGGGCCCGGUGAGCCCACGCGUGUGCAGUUGGCUUGCUCCCUACGAACGGCAGCUGGCGCCACCGACCUACUUGCUGGCCUUAGUACAUCUCAAGCUCAGCGCAUUACUGCGCUUGAUUUGCAUUGUACGGAUGUUUUAUUUUUCGAAAGUUCUCUUGACGUAGGAAGAAGAAAAGAAGAAGGCACUGAACUUCUAUCGCGAUUUCAUAAUCUAAAAGAAUUGAAGAUAGAGUCCUGUAAAAUUAGAUAUGUGCCAUCUGCAGUUUUGUCGCCGCUUAGCGGUUUACGUACUUUAAGUAUAAGAACUCACAAUACAGACUGGUCUGCUAUGUCUAUGGAAUUUCAUAGAGAUACAUUUCGAGGACUCACUGACCUCAGAACUUUAGAUUUGGGUGAUAAUAAUAUAUGGGUGCUGCCGUCUGAGAUAUUUUGCCCGCUGUAUAAUUUGAAGGAACUAAACGUUACACAAAACAGAUUACAAGAUAUAUCGAAUUUAGGGUUUUCCGAUUGGGGUAACGGACCAACAGCACCCGGAAAAUCUUGUAAUACGGUUUUAGAGACGUUAGAUAUGUCACAUAAUGAAAUAAGUGCACUACCCGAUAACGGCUUGUCGAGUUUACGCGCACUUCAAAAACUAUUCUUGCAAGAUAAUAGAAUAUCGACUGUAGCAGAUCGCGCGUUUGUCGGAUUAAGUGACUUACAGGUUCUUAAUUUAUCCACGAAUGCAUUGACAGCGCUACCACCAGAAAUGUUUCAGUCUUCGAGAGAUAUCAAACAAAUAUAUUUGAACAAUAACUCGUUGAGUGUGCUCGCACCUGGUUUGUUGGAAGGACUCGAUCAGCUGCAGAUAUUAGAUUUAUCUGUCAAUGAAUUGACUAGUGAGUGGGUAAACAGAGACACAUUCUCAGGGCUGGUGCGCCUUAUUGUUUUAAAUUUAUCACACAACAGAAUAAGCAAAAUAGACGCAUUGUUAUUUCAAGAUUUAAAUAAUCUUCAAUUCUUAAGUUUGGAAUUCAACAAUAUAGCUCGAAUAGCGGAUGGUGCAUUUUCUAAUUUAAAAAAUCUUCAUUCGCUGUCUAUAGCGCACAACAAUAUUAUUGAAGUGGACAGCAGCCAUUUCUCGAAUUUAUAUGUACUAAACCAGUUAUUCCUCGAUGGUAACAGAAUUACGAAAAUCGACUUACGCUCUUUCGAAAAUAUUACGAAGCUGCAUGAUUUGGGCCUCAGUGGAAACCAGUUGUCCGAGGUACCGGAAGCUAUAAAGACUCUAAGAUUUUUAACGUCUCUAGACUUAGGCAUGAACAGAAUUACAAAAGUUACAACUUCUCAGUUUGAAGGCUUAGAUGAUUUGUAUGGAUUGCGACUUGUCGGUAACAAAAUUGAAAAAAUAUCGAAGGAUACUUUUGUAGCCUUGCCAUCGCUACAAAUAUUGAAUUUAGCUUCGAACAAUAUCGAUCAAAUAGAUGAUGGAGCUUUUUCGUCUAAUCAGCAAUUAAAGGCUAUUGGACUGGACGGGAACAAGUUGGUAGAUUUAAAAGGCAUAUUUACAAACACGCAACCCCUUAUUUGGUUAAACGUGUCUAAUAAUGAGUUACUUUGGUUCGACUAUAGUUAUAUACCAACCAAUGUUGAAUGGUUGGAUAUGCAUGAGAAUAAAAUAGAGAAGCUUGAAGAUACGUAUGGUUUAAAAGAAUCGUGCAAUAUAAAGAUGCUUGAUGUAAGCUACAAUAAAAUAAGAAGCCUCGAUGAAUUUUCAUUUCCGAGUAGCGUAGAAACUAUUGUUUUAAAUAACAAUCAUAUAGAAGAUAUAAAUCCGGGCACAUUCCUUCAAAAAUACAACCUAAAUAAAGUCAUACUUUAUUCAAAUAAGAUAAAAACGUUGGAAGUUGGGGCGUUCGCCAUAUCAUCUGUCUCGGAAGACAAAGAUCUACCUGAGUUCUAUAUCAGUGAAAAUCCGUUUGAGUGCGACUGCACAAUGGAAUGGCUGCAGAGAAUUAACCAAUUAAGCGACCUCAGGCAACGACCAAGAGUAAUGGAUUUAGAAAGCGUAAGAUGCUCUUUAACACAUUCACGAAAUAAGUUGGCCGUUUUUCUACUCGAAGUGAAGUCUUCGGAAUUUUUGUGCAAGUACGAUUCACACUGCUUCACUCUUUGUCAUUGUUGUGACUUUGAUGCUUGUGAUUGUAAGAUGGCUUGUCCAGAUAAUUGUACGUGCUAUCAUGAUCUCACCUGGAACUCCAACGUAGUGUAUUGUUCAAACGCCGGCUACGAUCACGUGCCGGAAAGAAUACCGAUGGACGCGACCGAAAUUUAUUUGGACGGGAACAAUUUAAAAGAAUUAGGAAAUCACGUAUUUAUUGGUAAAAAACGACUGCAAGUUCUUUAUCUCAAUAACAGCGACAUAAAUACAAUACAAAAUAGAACUUUUAACGGCAUUGAAUCAUUGAGAGUACUUCACUUAGAAAAUAAUAAACUUGAAGUACUGAGAAAUACGAUGUUCACGCGGUUGCCGAAUCUAAAUGAACUUUAUUUAAAUGACAAUAAAAUAAAAGUAAUUGAAAACGAUACUUUUAACUACCUGCCUUCGCUGGAGUAUUUGAACCUUGACAGUAACGGUUACGUUGAUUACAUGCCGUGGAGAGUUAUUACAGACAAUAAUCCUCGCACGCGUGUAUCUGUAGACGGCAACAACUGGAUAUGCGAUUGCAGGGAUGUGGCUCAGCUAAAUCAAUGGUUAAUAAAAAAAUCUAAAGACACCGAAACCAUGAUGUGCUACUUUGCUCACGGUCUGCCCAUGAAUAAAACUAUAGCGACGAUAGCGAAGGAAUGUAAAACGGAGACCACUACCGAAGAGACCGGGACGGAGACUUUAAAGCGAUUAUUCAUUGAAUCGAAUGACGGCGUCGAAAAUUAUAUUCCAUAUAUCGCCGUUGUAUUGAUAAUAGUAAUCAUACUCUUAGUAAUGUGUGCCUUUCUGUUCAUGUUCCGGGAAGAUUUUAAAUUAUGGAUGCAUUCAAGAUACGGCAUAAGAGUGUUCAGUUCCACUUCAAAGGAUAUGAAUGAUAACAAAAACAAAAGAUUUGACGCUUUCUUUGUAUAUAAUCCUCGAGAUGAAGAUUUUGUGACACGUGCAGUGAGUUCCGAAUUAGAAAAUUUGGGUCAUUCUUUGUGCCUUCAACACAGGGACUUGCAACUGAUCGAAAGACGGUCAGGCGACAGUUUAGUUAGUGCUUCGGAAAGCUCUAAGAGACUUAUUAUUGUGCUAUCGAUAAACUUUUUAGAACAAGAAUGGUACGCGCCAGAAUCAAAGGCCGCUGUACAAAGUGCUAUCAAUUCAGUGAAUGUUAGGCAUAGACGUCAAAAGAUAAUUUUUCUCGUAACCACGGACUUGAGUGCCAUUAACAUUGAUCCAGAUUUAAAAGUGUUGCUUAAAACGUGUACAGUGAUUGUGUGGGGGGAGAAAAAUUGUUGGGAAAAGCUAAAUUUUCGGUUACCCGACGUGGACGUGACGUUGCCAAAUCGGACGCUUCAUAACGCUAAUAAUAUGAAAACUAGUAAUAGGGAGGUGUUUGGACGUCAUGGGAAUCUCAGGUACACAGCGCCCCCGACAUCUCAGGACCCGUGGUAUAAGUAUGGGAUGGCACCUCCAAUCCUGAUGAUGUCGAGCCCUAUGCAUUCGACCAGUGCAAGUGCGGAGGUGUCUGCGCGAAGUACAGAGGACGAAACUUGCUCAGUAGCCAGCAGUGAGGGCCGACCUGAUGAUCGACUUCCUCAUCAUCACAGUUACGUGUCCAUAGACAAUCAUCAGUGUGAGGAGAGGCCUCUUAGGCCCGCGCAACAGAUUCCUAUGUCCAACACAAGACCUAGUAAUUUAAGAAAGACUUAUUUUGUUUAA